This is a messenger RNA of Bombina bombina (fire-bellied toad), 2091 nucleotides long. It is a transcript of the gene SEPTIN2, whose product is annotated as septin 2. Gene Ontology annotation, biological process: cilium assembly; cell division; cytoskeleton-dependent cytokinesis. The transcript is spliced from 13 exons. Bases 107 to 1180 code for a protein of 357 amino acids. Lineage: Eukaryota; Metazoa; Chordata; Amphibia; Anura; Bombinatoridae. Gene Ontology annotation, molecular function: GTP binding; molecular adaptor activity; GTPase activity. Gene Ontology annotation, cellular component: microtubule cytoskeleton; cell division site; synaptic vesicle. The record is from RefSeq and is a predicted model, not a curated record.
UUGUGCAAGCCUGCAGUCACAAGGAGAAGUGCUUGAUAAAUCGAGACCAUUAAAUCCAACGUGUAUUGGAGAGGUUGGAGGAAGCGGGGGUUUACACAGCUUCAAAAUGUCCAAGCCACAACCUCAGUUUUCAAACCCCGAGACUCCAGGCUAUGUUGGGUUUGCUAACCUCCCGAAUCAAGUGCACCGGAAGUCAGUGAGGAAAGGCUUUGAAUUCACACUCAUGGUUGUGGGAGAAUCCGGAUUGGGGAAAUCUACUCUGAUUAACAGUCUUUUCCUGACGGAUCUUUAUCCUGAGCGUGUGGUGCCUGGCGCAGCUGAUAAGAUUGAACGGACAGUGGAGAUUGAAGCCUCUACAGUGGAGAUAGAAGAGAGAGGUGUAAAGCUGCGCCUCACUGUGGUUGACACUCCAGGUUAUGGUGAUGCUAUGAAUUGUGAGGACUGUUUUAAGCCAAUCAUUGCCUAUGUUGAUGACCAGUUUGAGAGAUACUUGCAUGACGAGAGUGGACUGAACAGACGUCACAUUAUAGAUAACCGUGUACAUUGCUGCUUUUACUUCAUUUCUCCAUUUGGUCAUGGAUUGAAGCCUCUGGAUGUUGAGUUUAUGAAGGCUUUGCACAAUAGAGUGAACAUUGUACCUGUCAUCGCCAAAGCUGACACACUGACACUUAGGGAACGUGAGAGACUCAAGAGAAGAAUAUUAGAUGAAAUUGAAGAACAUGGAAUUAAGAUCUAUCAGCUGCCAGACGCAGAGUCAGAUGAGGAUGAGGACUUUAAAGAGCAAACAAGACUCCUGAAGGCCAGCAUCCCUUUUUCUGUUGUUGGAUCAAACCAGCUCAUUGAGGCCAAAGGUAAAAAAGUCCGUGGUCGCCUUUACCCCUGGGGUGUGGUGGAGGUGGAGAAUCCUGAGCACAACGAUUUCUUGAAGCUGAGAACUAUGUUAAUUACACACAUGCAAGACCUGCAGGAAGUAACCCAGGACCUGCAUUAUGAAAACUUCCGUUCGGAGCGCCUCAAGAGAGGUGGUGCCAGCAAAGUGGAAAUUGUGGAGGUUUCAAAGGACCAGAUACUACAGGAAAAGGAAGCAGAGCUGCGUCGCAUGCAGGAAAUGAUUGUACGGAUGCAGGCUCAGAUGCAGAUCCAGAGACAAGGAGGAGAUGGGGACGCUCAGCAUGUGUAAUGGUCCAUAAUCACAGUUCAGGGAUGGAUCCGAAUGCUGACCGCUGUUCACAUGUGACCUGUUAUCCUGUACCGAAAAUAGCAUGGCUGUCAUGUGUGGCCUUGUUACGCAUCAGUUAUACUGACAUAGGAUUUCUACAUGUUGUGUUUUAUGUCUCGUAAACAUGUAUAUAUUUUUUGGUAUGGUUAUGUUUUGCUUAGAUAAAUACACAACUUUUAUCAAACAUGCACAUACAGCCUGUUACAAAAUAGUUAUCUGCCUGUUACACUUUGUGCACACUGCCCUUAUCUUAUAAAACCUGUUUUAUACUCUGAUCACACACAACUUUUCAUAUACUCCUCGUGCUGUUUGUACUGCUAAAUUCUCAAGACUAACACUGGUUUUCUCUGCGUCACCUUUUUUUAUAGUAUUUACAAGAAAUGUAGAUUUUGUUCUGGUACUGUAUUUACAUUUAUUACAUAUCACCUACAAAUAAUGCAUUUUUCAUUCAUUCUAUGACUCUUGUCCUGAUACUUGCACUUACAUGGUUCCCCUACUAAUCUGUAGUAAAUUGUAGUGACAUGUGUUUACUAUGGGAACAAUCCCCUUGAAAUUAAUAGAAAAAAGCUGUGUUUUUAUGAGACACGGUUGUGCCCGAUUUGCUAUUAAAAGUUGCAAAGCCAUAAAAAGCUAUGUGGCACAUGCUGUUUCAGGAACAAUUGAGAGAUUGCCUUUCUGAAUUACAUUAUAUUCUCACCUCUAUUGUUAGCAUUUAAUGAAGGGAUAGAACCACUAGCUUAAAAAAUUGUGAAUUCACAUAUAAUGUAGAUGAGACUAUAGUUUGUUAGUUGAAGUUCAUAAAUACGAAUGCAUAAAACCAGAGGGAUAUUGACUACAAUUACAGUCAAAGAAUAAAUUAUCAUUUAACAAAA